UGGCCGCUCCCGAAUCUCUUGAGCCCCGAAUCGAGCCGGACCGGGCUGGUAGGCGUCGGCAUCGCAUCGGACCGAUCGGAUCGUCACGGCCCCUGCUUGGAGGGCACGGCGGCACGGCAGCAGGACUUUCUCUUGCGCCCUCGGGCCCAGGGCCCGGCCGCCGCCGCCACGGGCGCCGGCCGGGAGGGCACGUGCCGCGCGCAGCUGUGGCCCUGCCAGAAGCUGUCCCAUGCCUGUGGCAAGCUCGUGUCCUGACGUGAGACGACGCCAGGGCGACGAUGACACUACUACCGCAAGGAACGCCGAAGGAGGAGCGAAGCCCCUCUUCGGCUCCAAGAGAGCGCCCGGGUGCACAGAAGGAGCGCUGGAGGAGCAAUACCACGGAAGGGCGCGAGGAACCACGAGCCCCUUCCGAUGCCAGGCGGCCGCUCACUUCAGCGACUUGACGGAGCAGAAGACUUUACAGCAGAAGCAGGAAGACUUUACAGUAGAAUCAGGAAGACUUUACAGUAGAAGCAGGAAGACUAGAAGCAGGAACUUUGGGUAACAACAACGUGAAGCAGGAAGACUCUACAGUAGAAGCAGAGCGGAUCCCCGCAGGCUCCCCGAGGACGGAGGCCGAGGGAAAACUUGGAGG
This is a messenger RNA of Prorocentrum cordatum, 637 nucleotides long. The record is from the annotation of a GenBank genome assembly. NCBI's taxonomy places the organism in Eukaryota, Dinophyceae, Prorocentrales, Prorocentraceae.